Coprinopsis cinerea okayama7#130 is the source of this 336-nucleotide messenger RNA. RefSeq lists its product as hypothetical. Gene Ontology annotation, biological process: 2-oxoglutarate metabolic process. The transcript is spliced from 3 exons. The coding region runs from base 1 to 336 and encodes 111 amino acids. The record is from RefSeq and is a predicted model, not a curated record. Lineage: Eukaryota; Fungi; Basidiomycota; Agaricomycetes; Agaricales; Psathyrellaceae.
AUGAAGCCUUCACCAACGCUCUUCGCCCAACUCCGCAAACCUUCAAUUCACUUUAUCGGAAAACGCUCCUUACCUUCCACGCGACACGCCGCACAACCACACCCAUACGCUCCUCCCGAGUUCCAACGAGUAUUCACUCCUGCUCCUCAAGGCUCCAGCGCCAGCACCUCAAGUUCCCCAAGCUCAUCAUCGCCGUCGUCAGGAUCCGACAGUGACGUCCCCGUGUACACCCACUUCUGGGAGGCACCGUCCAAGUACUGGAAGUCCCGAGUUAACACCCUCGAGGAUAGAGAAAUGGACGCUAUCAUGAGCGGAGGAGCUUCAUCAACUUGGUAG